This is a messenger RNA of Lindgomyces ingoldianus, 348 nucleotides long. Its product is annotated as putative SWI/SNF-related matrix-associated actin-dependent regulator of chromatin subfamily A member 3-like 3. The transcript is spliced from 2 exons. The record is from RefSeq and is a predicted model, not a curated record. The annotation marks the transcript as partial. NCBI's taxonomy places the organism in Eukaryota, Fungi, Ascomycota, Dothideomycetes, Pleosporales, Lindgomycetaceae.
AUUCGGAGCGUACGCUUCGAUAAAAAAGUACCACAAACACAACGCCAAUCUGUCAUUACUUCAUUCAUUCAAGACCCAAGCCUCCGUGUCAUGCUACUGAUGCUGUCUUGUGGUGCAGUUGGGUGGGUUCAUAUGUUGGCUUGGAAAGCUAUGCGACUUACCUUUCUUAACUUGACCGUAACAGAAGCAUCGCGCGCAUACCUAAUGGAGCCACAUUGGAACCCUACUAUUGAAGAGCAAGCUCUUGCACGUAUACAUCGAAUUGGGCAAACGCGCCAGGUGACGACCGUUCGUUUCCACAUUCGGCAUUCCUUCGAAGAGGUUCGUAGUCAUACUUUCCUUUCUUAG